CGUUUGACGCCAGUGACAUCAUUGUUAUUUUGUCUCGUUUCGGCAGUGCAUGUUUUUCGUACGACCGUUACACACGGCUAUCGCCCAUCGUAUUUAUAAUAAUUUUCGAUUACAUUCAUAAGCCAUUUUCAACGAUCCUUUUCGUCCGAUAUAACCAAUAGUGUUAUAUACACACUUCGCACGGCGACCACCAUAGUUUCGGUCGAGUUAUUAAAAAAAUGCCUUCCGAUAACAAGAGUAACAGCAAGCCUACGGCUGCAGACAGUAAGAGUGGUAGUAAACCGACGACUCCGGAAAAUAAGAGUACUACUAAAAUGCCGACCGUGGACAAUAAAAGUAGUAGUAAGCCGACGACUCCGGUUAAUAAGACUAAUAGUAAGACGACGGCUGUAAACAACAACACACGUGACGCUACGUACAAUGAAGAGGAGGGUAGCGUACGGAUGUUCCUGCGCGGACGUCCCAUCAACCUGUAUGCGCCGACUGCCGAGAUCGCGUCCUACGACAUCACCAAAGUGGCCACCGCUCCUUCGUCCAAGUUGAAACUCGAUUGGGUUUAUGGGUACAGAGGGAAAGACUGCCGUUCCAACUUAUACCUGUUACCCACCGGCGAAAUGGUAUACUUCGUGGCCUCUGUGGCCGUGCUGUACAACGUCGAAGAACAAAGCCAAAGACACUAUUUGGGACACACAGACGACAUCAAAUGUUUGGCCAUUCACCCCAACAAGCUUUUGGUGGCUACUGGCCAGACCGCCGGACACGACGGACGUGAGGGAAAACCUCACAUCCGAGUGUGGAAUUCGGUCAGCUUGGCAACGGUGGUCGUGCUGGGAUUGGGCGAGUUCGAACGGUCCAUCAGCUGUCUGUCGUUUUCCAAAGCGGACGGCGGCAGCCUCUUGUGCGCCAUCGACGAGGGAAACGAUCACAACAUAUCCGUGUGGGACUGGCAGAAGAACGAAAAGGGUCACAAGAUCACGGAGACCAAGGCGUCUAUGGACACCGUGGUGGCUGCGGAAUUCCACCCACUGGAGCGAAACCAGAUCGUCACCUGUGGAAAGGGCCACAUCAGUUUCUGGACACUGGACGCCGGAGGUACCCUGUACAAGCGCAACGGAAUAUUCGAGACCACCCGCGACCGUCCCAAGUACGUGACGUGCUUGGCUUUCACUCAGAACGGAGACAUCUUGUCCGGAGACUCGAAUGGAUCCGUAGUCAUAUGGGGACGCGGCACAAAUAAUAUCAUUAAAGUCGCCCGAAACGUGCACGAAGGAUCAGUGUUUUCCAUCUGUGUGUUGAAAGAGGGCAGCAUUAUAACUGGAGGUGGGAAAGACGGUAAACUGAUCCAGUUUGACUCUUCGAUGCAUCCUACUGGAUAUGAAGCACAAGUUGCUGAACACUUGGGUGGUAUUCGUACAGUAUCUGAAGGUCGUGGAUCUCAAUUGCUAGUUGGAUCUACCCGCAACUGCAUUUUGAUUGGUUCUUUGUCAAUGGGCUUCAGCCCUGCUGUCCUGGGCCACACCGAUGAACUCUGGGCGUUAUGUCCUCAUCCCACAUUAGCUCAAUUUCUCACAGCCGGAUUCGAUCGCAUUGUCCAGCUUUGGGAUUCGUUAUCUCGCUCUGUCGUAUGGAGUAAAGACAUUGCAGAACAAGCACAGUCGGCUGCAUUCUCUAGCGAUGGUCGAAUAAUCAUUGUUGGUUGUGUAUCUGGAAAAUGGAUUGUCAUGAAUUCAGAAACACGAGAAAUUUAUUCGACUCACGUUGACGGAAACGAACCAAUACAGGUUGCAAAAUUCUCGCCAGACGGCCAACUACUUGCUCUUGGUUCCAGGGACAAUUAUAUCUACAUAUAUCAGGUCACAGAUGGUGCCAGACAUUACACUCGUUUAGGACGUUGCACUUGUUGGGAAGAUAAACGUCGCAGAAGAUGUAGUACCGGCGCUAUUGUUGACAAGAUGUUGGGCCAUUCAAGCUUUAUCACUCAUUUGGAUUGGUCAAAGGAUAACGAGCACCUGCGCAGUAACUCUGGAGACUACGAGUUGUUAUAUUGGAAAGUGAAAGUUUGUCGUCAAGUCACUCACAGUACUCAACUUAGGGACACUGCAUGGGCAUCCAACUCUUGCGUCUUGACAUUCUCCUCCAUUGGAAUAUGGCCUGAAGGUGCUGAUGGCACUGAUGUUAACGCAUGCGAACGAUCAAACGGAUCCAAGUUGAUGGCUACAGGAGAUGACUUUGGUAAAGUGAAACUGUAUUCAUACCCGGUCAAACAACCUAAGUCGCUAUGCCACGUGUAUGGAGGCCACAGCAGUCAUGUGACAAAUGUGACUUUCUUGCACGACGACUCCAGACUGAUAUCGAUUGGUGGCAAAGACACCAGCGUCCUACAAUGGGAAAUCAUAUAAAAGAGCAUGAAUUGAAUCUUAUUAUUAUUAUUAUCAUUAUUAUUAUUAUUACAAUUAUUAUCGUUCAAAUGAUUCUUCACUAUUAUGAGAAAAAAUUUAAUUAUUGAAUCUAUUAUAAUUAUAUUUAUUAUUGUUUAGUACAUAUUUUUAAUAAUAUUCACUUUAGCACAAAUACAGUCUGUGUACAAUGUGUUUGUGUUAUUCAAAUGUUCUAUAUUAUUAUUCGUUAUUACACAUUCAAUGUUAUGUCGACAAUAUUAUUCAUAGAAUAAUACAUUAUUAUUAUUAUCAUCAUCACUCGUUUUUUUCGUCGAAUCGUAUUAAUUAUAACAAUAUUAUUAUUAUAUUGUACUUUUGUGUUUUUUUUUAAAUAAACAAACGUAAUAUGUGUCUAUAUAAUAGUUAAA
Molecule: messenger RNA, 2806 nt
Organism: Acyrthosiphon pisum (pea aphid)
Lineage: Eukaryota; Metazoa; Arthropoda; Insecta; Hemiptera; Aphididae
Product: echinoderm microtubule-associated protein-like 2
Exons: 15
Coding region: 219-2399 (726 amino acids)
Biological process (GO): microtubule cytoskeleton organization
Cellular component (GO): mitotic spindle
Molecular function (GO): microtubule binding
Source: RefSeq, a predicted model, not a curated record